Durio zibethinus is the source of this 1176-nucleotide messenger RNA. It is a transcript of the gene GUN4, whose product is annotated as protein GENOMES UNCOUPLED 4. Gene Ontology annotation, biological process: chloroplast-nucleus signaling pathway. Gene Ontology annotation, cellular component: chloroplast. The record is from RefSeq and is a predicted model, not a curated record. Gene Ontology annotation, molecular function: tetrapyrrole binding. Lineage: Eukaryota; Viridiplantae; Streptophyta; Magnoliopsida; Malvales; Malvaceae.
UAUGAAAGUGAAUAUACUAAUAUUGAAGAAGAAAAAAGAUAUAGCCUCACCCAAACCUGACCAAUCAGAACCUUACAUUGUAUUUCUCAUGAAUACUGAUAUGGAUUCUUCUAUUCCCUCCCCACUCAUAUCUUAUCUUCCAUCAAAUUUGCCCAACUGACCCCCUAUCUAAGCCUUCUCAUUCUUCUUUACCAUCCCUUCAUGCCUCAUUGGAAUCCCACCACACUCUUGAAUUUCCCUGUUUUUUCCCAUCCUUAUCAAAGAAAAGUAUGACUACUAACUCUCUGAGAUCCCUUCACCACCACCACUACUCUUUCCUCAAACGCCUCUCCACCGCAGAAUCCACCUCUCCUCCUCCCGCCUCAGUCUUUCUCAAACCCUCCUCCACCUCCACCAUCAACUCCACCACCACAAACACUCUUUCCUCCUCCUCUACCACCACUUUUUCACUUCCUUCUACCACUUCCUCUACCCCUUCCAGUACUUCCCAACCUGUCUCCUUUGACACCCUCCAACACCACCUUUCCACUCAAAACUUUCGCCAGGCUGAUGAAGAGACACGCCGUCUGCUCAUAAUUUUAGCUGGGGAAGCAGCUCAGAAACGUGGCUAUGUCUUUUUCUCUGAGGUUCAGUUCAUCUCAGAAGCAGACCUUAAAGCCAUUGAUGAACUCUGGAAACAGUACAGCAACGACAGGUUUGGGUACAGUGUUCAAAAAAAUUUGUGGCAGAAAGUUAACAAGGACUUCACCAAGUUCUUCCUCAAAGUUGGGUGGAUGAAAAAACUCGACACGGAGAUUGAACAAUACAAUUACAGGGCUUUUCCUGAUGAGUUUGUUUGGGAACUCAAUGAUGAAACACCUGAGGGUCAUUUGCCAUUGACAAAUGCUCUAAGAGGAACUCAGCUGCUUAAAAGUAUUCUCAGCCAUCCAGCAUUUGAGGUUCAGGAAGAGGAACAAGAGGCUGAAACAGGAGAGAAUGGGGCUGUUCAAGGGAAUUUGAGAGAUGGACCAAAGCCACUCAGCAACAGAUUUUUCAAACCAGAUUAUAGUUUUUGAUCAGAACUAGAGUGGUCCACAUGAUGCUUGGAGUGGAAAGGACAGAGCAGAGGAAAACCAAAGCCAAGGAUUCAAGCCCUUUUUCUCUAUAACAAAAAUUUGCCACGUCUCUGACAUGUUA